Homalodisca vitripennis (glassy-winged sharpshooter) is the source of this 722-nucleotide messenger RNA. Its product is annotated as cuticle protein 16.5-like. The transcript is spliced from 2 exons. The coding region runs from base 1 to 639 and encodes 212 amino acids. Lineage: Eukaryota; Metazoa; Arthropoda; Insecta; Hemiptera; Cicadellidae. The record is from RefSeq and is a predicted model, not a curated record.
AUGGGCUCUCUGGUACUUAUUCCUCUCCUGUUUGCUGCCGUUUCGGCCGGCUAUAUCAAUUCCUACGCACCCGCCUACAGUGCUCCCGCCGUCUACCACGCCCCCGCAGUCUACCACGCCCCUGCAGUCUACCACGCGCCUGCAGUCUACCAUGCCCCUGCCGUCUCCUACGCUUCGCCAAUCAUCAAGCAUGCACCUCAUAUUAGCUACGCUACUCCCGUAGUCAAAGCUGCCCCCGUCGUAAGCUACGCUGCACCCGUGGUCAAAACAGCUCAUCUCGUCAGCUACGCUGCGCCUGUAGUCAAGGCCGCACCUGUAGUAAGCUACGCUGCCCCGGCUGCCACCUCGUAUUCCAACUCUUACAGGAUUUCCUCGCAUGUCAAGGCUGUGGCACCUGUUAGUUACGCUCCUGCAGUCCAGUACGCCCCAGCAUAUGCUUCCUCUGCAGUCAGCUACCACGCCCCAUCAGUGUCUGUCGCUGCUCCCAUAGUAAAGUCUGCUCCAGUAGUAAGCUACGCUGCACCCGUGGUGAAAUCAGCUCAUGUAGUCAGUUAUACCGCGCCUGUAGUCAGUGCUGCACCUGUAGUCAGUUACGCUGCUCCAAUCUACAAGUCUGGAUAUCAUUCAUACAUACACUAGAUAACUUCUCUUGGUGUGUUAAACAAUGUUACAUCAUCUGCUUUUGGUGGCAACGUACAAAUUAAAUUAUUACAUUACCUCAA